Molecule: messenger RNA, 6943 nt
Organism: Xenia sp. Carnegie-2017
Lineage: Eukaryota; Metazoa; Cnidaria; Anthozoa; Malacalcyonacea; Xeniidae
Product: unconventional myosin-IXa-like
Exons: 46
Coding region: 589-6318 (1909 amino acids)
Biological process (GO): intracellular signal transduction
Cellular component (GO): myosin complex
Molecular function (GO): GTPase activator activity; protein binding; ATP binding
Source: RefSeq, a predicted model, not a curated record
AUAACUUCGGAAUAGCCACAUUAUUAGAAUUUCAAUAUGCACCGUUGUGCUUAAUCUUUAAUUUUUGGUAUCUGUGAAAGUGAAAGCACCAAUUCACCUUGUGAAUCUGUUAUGGUAAUGCCCACUGAUCUACUUCUUCGUGUAACAUCACGAGAGACAAACACGCGUGACGGCCUCGUAUUGCGAGUGUUUUCAGCCGACCGGAAGCAGUGACUAUGCUGUAGUUGACCGAUUUAGGCCAUUCGUCUGCUGUUGUUAAAAGUUCAAUAUACAUUUGUUUAAUAGAGAUUCGUUCUGUCUUGAAAAAUAUAGGAUAGAAGUGACGUUCUUCUAUCGUAUUAAAGAAUGUUCUUGUCCAUUGGAGGGAAAUAAAUGCUUGAAACGGCCACUACAGUUGAACAUGAAUAUCUUCAAAGGUGCAUACGAGGACUUUUCAUGCGCGAAUGGAAUCUUCAAAGAAUGAAAAUUUGCCGUCACAAUGCGAUCGAACACAACGUAAAUUCCAGUUAGAAAGUACGGCCUUUUAUAUAUCAAAUAAAUGCGGUGGAAAAAAAUCUCCUGCCAUAAAUAAACAGAAUCGUAGGAAAAAUGUCGAACGCGGGAGUGUUUGUAUCGUUGAGAAUAUUUCCUGGGCACAUUGCACCAGGUUUGCAGUCGAUAGAAUUAAAAGUUUCAGAAUACGUCACGACGCGUAAAGUGUUGAAAUUAGUUUUGGUGGAGUUGGAAAUACAGGAACCUCCCGAGAAAUAUGAACUUGUCGAGGUUUGCGUUCACAAUGACCAGUCGGCUCGAGGUACCCCUUCGUUGCCGGACGAGGAAUCUGAGGAGGACGAAGAGAAAAUAGUUGUAAGUGAAACGAGCGAGCGUGUUCUAUCGUUCAGUGACAAUCCAGUAAAGGUGACACAAUCAUGGCGGCGAAUGGGUGCCAUUGGAAAUGCGUUUCGGCUAUUUCUACGGGAACGUCAGGGCGCACGUAAUAUUGUGAAUCGUUUGACCUAUGGUUGGAUGGACUGUCACGAGUCGGUUAGAGGUGGUGGUUUUCAAUUUGAUGUGUACGCGAACGUGGAUGAUGACGACUUGUGCCGAUUGCCCGACUUGAACGAGAACAGCUUACUGGAGAAACUUUUCGAGCGCUUUGAACGUGGUAAAAUAUACACUUAUGUCGGCGAAAUACUAAUAGCGGUUAACCCGUACAAGUUCUUUCCGAUUUAUAAUCCGAAAUACAUCAAUGCCUAUCAGAAUAAACGUCUUGGCGAAAUGCAGCCGCACAUUUUCGCCAUCGCAGACGAGGCCUUUCAGAAUAUGCUCAAGGAAAAACGCAAUCAAUGUGUUGUCAUUUCUGGGGAAAGUGGCAGUGGGAAAACAGAGAGCACGAAGUUACUGCUCCAUCAUUUGACAGCUCUCAGUCAUAAAUCGGGCCUGGAGAAUACAUCAGUUGAAAAAACUAUUUUGGGUGCUGGACCAGUGCUCGAGGCUUUUGGAAAUGCAAAAACGAGCAGCAAUAACAACUCGAGUAGAUUUGGAAAGUUUACUGAAGUGAAGUUUCGAGAGGAUGGUACAGUUUCAGGGGCCAUCUUGCGAAAAUAUCUUCUCGAGAAAUCUCGAAUUGUCACCCAAGCCACGGGUGAAAGGAAUUAUCACGUGUUCUAUUAUCUCCUCGCUGGAGCCAAUGAGGUUGAAGCUCAAGAGUUCCAUCUUAGAAAUCCUGAAGAAUUUUGCUAUUUAAACCAGUCCGGAUGUUUUGAUAUGGAUGGUGUCGACGAGGCGUACGAGUUCCUUCGACUAAAACAGUCAAUGGAUAUGGUUGGAUUCUCCAGUGAUACUCAGCGAAAAAUAUUUCGAGUGCUCUCCGCCGUGUUGUGGAUGGGUAACGUUGAAUUUGUCCGGAAACACGGGUUUGAUGACGCUGUGACGUUGAAAGAUAAAGAUGACGAUGGUGUGGUUAGCAUAAUCUCCAAUUUACUGAUGUUGAAAAAAGAGAAGUUUGUUUCCGUUUUAACGUCAAGAAAGAAGAAAGCUAGAACGGAACAAAUUGUGAUGUCAUAUAAGUUGGAAGAGGCCGUCGAUACAAGAGAUGCCUUAGCCAAGGCUCUUUAUGGCGCCCUCUUCGAUUGGAUUGUACUUCAGGUCAAUCAUACUUUGGCGAUGAAAUACACGGAAAAACAUGAUUUAAAGGGCAAUGCCAUUGGUGUUCUUGAUAUCUUUGGUUUCGAAGUGUUUGAACAGAAUGGUUUUGAACAAUUUUGUAUCAAUUAUGCGAAUGAAAAACUCCAGUUCUAUUUUAAUCAUCAUAUAUUUCGCAUGGAGCAGGAUGAAUAUAAACAAGAAGGAAUCGAUUGGUCGGACGUUUAUUAUGUGGAUAACUCAUCUUGUCUUGAUCUCAUUCAUGGAAAACCCACUGGUCUCUUUCAACUACUGGAUGAAGAAUCCGGUCUGUCGGGAAACGUGGCGAGUGAUACGACGUUAUUGGCCAAAUUUGAAAAUCAUCACGAGUCACAUGACUGUUUUGAAAGGAGUCGGAUGGGGCCGACGUUCACAAUUGUACACUACGCGGGAAAAGUGACGUAUGAGAUAAAGGAUUUUCGUGCCAAGAACAAAGAUCUCAUGCGACCGGAGAUUGUUAGUAUUCUCAAGAACAGUCAAAUGAGAUUUAUCCGGGAACUACUAGGUGCUGAUCCGUUGGCGAUCUACCGAUGGGCAAUUGUUCGCAAUUAUUUCCGCGCAGCAGCGGCAUUUAAGAAAUUUGGCAAGAAACACAAGCAGGAUAAUCGUAAUAGAAGAUCGAGAUUUAUAAGUGAAAGUAAAGAGCCUCCGAGGAUCGUCGAAGAAUCAACUGUAAUUGAUGAACAAUAUAUGGAUGACAGAGCAAAAAUGUUACGAAAAGCAUCCAAGAUGGUUCGAAAACGAAUGAAGAGUAUCAAUACGCCAGAUCAGGUUUUAAACUGCCUUUCAAUGGAUCUUGUCCGUCGUGGCAUGAAGUCUGGGUCUAGCCAAAUUCUGACGUCAUACAAGGAUAUCGAGCGAAUAAGAAAAGGCCUGGAAAAUAAGAAGGAUAUGACUAUAAAGACGUUCGAUUACCUCUACAGAGGCUCCGCAAAGAGGAAAGCAAGUUUGAAAAAUCCGCCCACCGUUACUGCACAAUUUCAGCUCUCCUUAAAUAGACUAAUGGAAAUUCUUGAUGAAUCUAACCCGUUUUUUGUUCGCUGUAUUCGUUCGAACGCUGAAAAAGCGCCGUUGGAGUUCACAAAAGACCUCGUUCUCAGUCAGUUACGUUAUACCGGAAUGCUUGAGACAAUACGCAUCAGGAAGCUCGGAUAUCACAUUCGCUAUGCGUACAGCGACUUUUAUUUGAUAUUUGGACUUCUUUUACCGCGAGAGAUGAAAUGUGAACAAUUGAAGGAUGGUUUGCGCGAAGUUUUCGACAAACUGGAGUUGCAUCCAGAUCACUAUCGUUUAGGAGAAACAAAGGUAUUUUUUCGCGAGUCUGUCCAUGACAAACUGCGUACGAAGAUAGAUGACGAGUUUCUACGUCGUGUAUCUUUGUUGCAAAGUUGGUUUCGCGCUCUUCACCAUCGCAAACAGUUUCUACAAAAACGUGAAGCAGUUAGGAUUAUACAGGUAAGGUAUCGUCAACAUUUGGAAUUACGGGGGAAGGCGGCUAUUAAGAUCCAGGCAGCCUGGAGAAUACACGUUGCACUGAUGGAGCAUCGUAGAAAGAAAAUUGAAGAAGAGAACAGAUCUUUCAGAUUUGGUCGAUCAAAGUCGCCAAGGGUCUCCCCCCGGGGCUAUAGUUCGCUCAAAUUACCGCUGGAUAGCCGUUCUAGAUCCAAAUCUCCCAAGAUGGAGAGGUUGCGGAAAACCUUGUCGCUACAGCUGUCUCGGCAUACAUCGCCGAAAGAUGUUGGAGAGACAAAGAAACACGGCAUUCGCCCGAGGUCUUUGACUCUAUCUCCCAAAAGCCCAAUAACGAAGCAUGCCAGUCUUACCAGCGUACAGGAAUUCGAUAGAGAAUCGUCGGGAAAGCAAUCUUCUGAUCUGGCGAGUGAAAUUUGCCGACAUUUUCCGGAACUUACCGACGAGAUGCGAAGCGUGGGGGACGUCGAAUCUCCGAUUGACGAGUCCAACAGUGCACGUACCUCGCAGUCGUCCGCAAAAAUAUCGGAAGUUUCGACACCUGAAGAUAAACUGGAGACUGAAGUAGAGACUUUGCUCAUUAAUGGUGAGGAGAACGAUGGUGGACAUUUAGACAAUACUGAAUCAACAGUAUUUCAUAUUACUGAUGAUAAUUCACCUGCGGAUCGGAAUGUGCCGGUGCCGAGGAUGACUCGAAAGCGAGCGGGCUCGUUCAAGAAUUUACGUAAACGUCUCUCUGGCGUACAACGGCGCAGCACCAUAGGUAUUGGUGAGAAGACUUCUGAUGAACCGGAGGAAAUACCUGUUGAGCCAAAGCAAACGGAGGAAGAUCUAAACAAGGAGAAGUUCUUAAAAACACCAAGAAAACGUGGACUUUUUUCAAAGCGUAAAGUAAAAGAGAAAGACAAGGCGAUGCGAAAGGGUUCUGAAACGAGUCAAAGCAACGAGAGGCCUGAUAACAAACUGAUAAAGAAACAUAGUAAUGAUCAAUUGUCACAAGCUCUAGAUUCUCCCCGAGGUGUUCGUCAGUUGAAAGGCGAUUCGAGUGUUGUUCUUGAAGGAAGCGACGGUUUGGAUGAAAUUGAUAAGUUUCUCACUGAUAAGAUUCAUGAAUUGAAUAAGGAAACCUUCGUCGAUAAAGUGUUCAAAAAAGCUGUCGAGGAGUUUCACUCCAGUCUCUUAUCGACUUAUUCUGUGAUGAUGAAGCAAAAUGAUACAUUAUCUAUCACCUCUGAAGAUUUAAGUCGAAGAUUCGAAAGCAUCUUAACCAACAUUAUUAAAGUGAAUAAGUUCCAUUCAGAGUUUCCUUUGAGGAUGGUAAUCAACGCUUUCGAAGGACUUCUUUGUGAAUUCAAAGAUUCAAGUUCUCAACAUGCUGCAAAAGUUCAUAAGAAUAAACGUAAGCCAAUUUCCAAGAACAAGAAGAAGAAACAUAAUUCAAUAAAAGAACACAAUGGACAUCGUUAUGCUUUAACGACAUUUAAUAUUCAUACAACUUGUGAACAUUGUGGCAACCAAAUAAGGCUUCUUGAGAAAGGCUUUGUAUGUAUAGACUGUAAAUUUACUGUUCAUAAACGAUGUUAUAAGAAGAGCACGAGACCCUGUCAAAACAAAUAUGAACGAACGAAAAGUAUAGCCAGUGGCUCUCUCUUCGGUAAAGAGCUCAAUUUCCUAGUUAGUGAUGAUAUUCAAAUUCCAGUCGUUGUAGUUAGACUUAUUAAUGAAGUAGAAAAUAAAGGUACAUUUCAAGAAGGUAUAUACCGGAAGUCGCCGAGUGCUGCCAAAGUAAGACAGUUGAAGAAUUGCUUCUCUGCUGUAGAAGACGUGAACGAAGUUGAUUUGAGUGUUUACGCAAUUCACGUUGUUGCUGCCGUGUUGAAGAUGUUCUUUCGUACUCUGUCCAGUCCUCUCAUCACCCCUGAAGUAUACGAGGAAUUUCUGCGAGCUUGUGAUUUAAGCGACCACGAGUCUCGUUUAAAGCGGUUUUUAACACUUGUGGAUACUUUACCGAAACCAAACCAAGAUACUUUAGAACGAUUGGUAGUUCAUUUAGCAAGUAUUGCUAAGUACGAAAGCUCUAAUCUGAUGUCGCCCAGUGGAUUGUCCGUGAUUUGGGCGCCAUGUUUGAUGCGCCCGCGAGAAGGAGGCAGCGCUCUAGAUGGUUUAUACGAUAUUAGAAAGCAGUCUCUGAUUGUGGAAACGUUAAUUAUUGGACAAAUGUCGAAGAUAGACGCGACUUUCGCGGACAUUACAAAAAUCGAUCAAUCUUUGAAAAAUAUCACAUCCAAACUGAAACGCCUUGGGAGCGAUAAGGGCAAUGAAGAGGAAGCUGCCGCUGGCGAAGAGCAACAGAAAAAGAGCCUUACAGAUCAGAUUGAAAAACUUGAAAACCAGAAAGCAUUGCUCAAGGCCAAUCUGUCCACGUUGACGCCCCAUUCCAGUCUAGUAUUUGAAGAGGAUAACACGACGGAUAGCGAGAAUGGUACUUCCGAUGAAAUCGACGGCGAAAAGAAAGACACAGAAGAGAUUUCUCUUUCCGAAGUUUUUCUUGAAUCAGGUACAUCGGAACAGGUGUCAAGUCCCCCGGUUGGCGACAAGAAAGAGACCACGAAGAGACGGGCCAGCAGUCUAACAAAGCGUUACAUGAAUUCUGACUCAGAGGACUCGCCUGAUUCCGUCACGUGAGUCGGUUCAGCCAAUGAAGAAAGGGCAUGCAGGCGCCCUCACAAGUCGGUUGAAGCAGGCUCUUUGAAACUUGUGCUGGUAUAGUGCACUGCGCAUGCCUGUGGUGUGAACUGGUGCGAAUGUCGUCUCCGUUUAUACUUCAAGAAAUGAGGGAAUUUUUCGACAUUUCUUCUGAAAAACCGCUCAAAUCCUGGAAAUUUUUCAUGCACAAAUUCACGUAACGGUUUGAACUCACGAAUCUUUCUUUGUACGGCGGAAUAAAAACGAAAUGAAACAUUGUAAUUUCGAGUUGAUUUCCUAAUUGAAGUGGAGAUAAUUUGAUAAUUUAGUCGUUUUUAAUAAUUGGCCAUCAAAUCAUCACUCUUUGUUGCCGAACAUUUUUGAAAUUUUCACUUUGAAGCUACAAUUGUGAUACAUCAGUGUGUACAAUAAGGACAGUACCAUGCUCUGAUUGAUAAUAUAAAUUUCUUUCGUGUACGAUAUGAUGAAAUAAAUAAGGAUAUAUGUAUAUGUUAGUAGACAUAUACGUAUUGACAUAAAUUGUAAGAUAAUGAAACUUAGCUUGUGCGUAAUUUUGGCGUGCAAUCAAUUAUUUGAUCAAUAAAGAAAACAAAAUGUUACUUAA